Caenorhabditis elegans is the source of this 820-nucleotide messenger RNA. RefSeq names its product Conserved secreted protein (gene H34I24.1). NCBI's taxonomy places the organism in Eukaryota, Metazoa, Nematoda, Chromadorea, Rhabditida, Rhabditidae. The record is from RefSeq and is marked reviewed. The transcript has 3 exons. Bases 15 to 791 code for a protein of 258 amino acids.
UCGAUAUCGAAGAAAUGAGGACGGUUCAUUUGCUCGUGUUGUUCGUGCUCUUCGCGACGUCUCAUGCUCAAGAAGAUGGCUCCACGGCUACAGAAGGAGCUCUUGAAGUGGCAGAUGAGGAUACAUCGACUACUCAGACAUCGGGUACAGUAACCCUGUCGCCAGCGGAAUUCGAGGAAGAAGAGAAGAAGUUUGUUGAGAAAUUGAAUGAGUAUCGUCGGGAGGUUGCGAAGAAGAUGAAAAUUGCGAAUAUGAAUGAAUUGACUGUUGGAGCUGGCGAUAAAUCAGAUUAUUCUAUUAAUAGUAAGAUCCCCACGUUCGAUGAAAUUCUGAAGAUAUAUGAGAAUCGAGCGGAAAAAAUAAUUGAUAAGGCAACACAAGGAAAUACAAAGCUUUGCGAGAAUGACCCGUAUUGUUAUGGACAACGAAUUCUGAAUCCCGGACAAAAAACUAUCAAAUGCAAAUAUGAAUGCAAGGAAGAGGGCGCUGGAGAUGAUUGUGCGGAUUACAAGUUGAUUUGUAACCUCUAUCCGUUGCCCGAAUCGGCUGACUUGUGGUGGAAUAAGCAAACCAAUGGAGAAGCUGGCUCAGCGUGCGAUGCUGAUCGUCACGCUGACAAUGGUCUCUGUGCAGACGGUGCUCCAACGACCACUACAACGACUACAGUGAAGCCACCGACUACUGCUCCAGCUGUGCAGUCGAAUUCUAGAGAUGUGGGAGAACUCUCAACUUCUGCCACUAAUAACUAUCUUCUGCUUAUUCUUCUUCCAACUUUUGUGGCUUUUUAUUGAAACGAAAUGAAUAAAUUCGGAUUUUCUUG